Theileria equi strain WA is the source of this 1527-nucleotide messenger RNA. RefSeq lists its product as hypothetical. Gene Ontology annotation, molecular function: transmembrane transporter activity. Gene Ontology annotation, cellular component: membrane. The record is from RefSeq and is a predicted model, not a curated record. Lineage: Eukaryota; Apicomplexa; Aconoidasida; Piroplasmida; Theileriidae. The transcript has a single exon. Bases 163 to 1527 code for a protein of 454 amino acids. Gene Ontology annotation, biological process: transmembrane transport.
GGUCACAUAUUUUCAAUUAAAUGAUCAGAAAUGAUCUGUAACUGUGCUUGUAAUUUUUAAAAUUAAUGUACAUUUGUGGUUUACCAGAUGAUUGUACAUUAAUAGUUUUGUCUAACUACAUCUUUUAAUAAUUUUGUAAAAUAGUUGACGAGCAGAGGGGAAAUGAAGUUAAAUUUGGUUGUACGUAUAGUUUUCUAUUGUGCGUUGUCGGUGCUGAUUAGUCCAUAUUAUGAUGGGUGGUCAUCCACCUCACGAUACCUGAUUAGGGAGGGAGUUUAUGAAAGCGAAUGUACCAGCGCUGAGCUGGCCCUCGCUAUCAAGAAGGACAAAGUAAAGUGUAAAGCUCAGGCUUAUAGGGUUGGUAGGCUACUUUCAUUCUAUCGUAUAUCGGAGUUUUUAUCGAGUGUAUUUAUAGGAAUGUGUAUGGACAAUGUUGGUCCUAGAAUAACUAUCAUCAUUUCUAUAUUCCUUAGGAUGUUGUCUUGGUUUUUAAUCCCGAUAUACCAUGCUAACACACCUGUGAUCAUGCUUUGUUGCAUACUUUGCGGUAUUACAACGAAUGGGCUUGCCUUCCCUGUAUAUACACUUUCGCAAUACACUACAAAGUACUACAAUCUUUGUAUGAUAGCAGUUUCGAUAGCGUUAUCCCUGGGGACAUUUUAUACUGUGGUCUUGAAUUAUAUAUACGACUGGUUCCCCGAUGCUUCAUCUCAUGCUAUCAUAUACACAAAACUUGCGAUAACCCAUCUACCGUUUAUGCUCCUAUCGUUUCUAGUAUUUCCAGAUGACUUGACUAGAGAUAUUGAAAAAAAUGGAGUAAAACUAGCUCCUGAACCGAAGGACGUUGAGACUCCAAAGGGUUCAAAAGAAGAGGUGGAAAUUUCUAGUCUAUCACAAUAUAGAGAAGCCAGAGAGGAGGUUGCCAGUACUUCUGCGGAUGAGAAACCAGAAUGGAGUUUGGCAGACUUCCUAAAAAUUGUUUCUAGGACUGAUGUUAUGACACUUUCAUUGGCGGCAAUGGUUAGCAUUGUUUCUCUAACCUUUGCCGGGGAAUCAUUCCCAAUUACCUAUGCCCAUAUGGAAACGGCAAUGAGAAUAAACGAAGUGUGUGUCCCAUUAUCGUUUCUAUUCUCCAUUAUUUCCAUUUGGUUCUUGGAUAACUUUGGCUCUGUUCCAGUUAUUGUGUUUUUAAAUGUCAUGUGUUCUAUCAUGCACAUUGUCAUGAUUUUCAACACAUUCGCGGCUAGUGUAAUUUCAAGUAUUAUAAUGUCACUAGGAUACAGUUUAUUCCUUACGCAGUACUAUAUAUAUCUGGAUAAGGAAGUACCUCUCUCCUACUCUGGAAGUAUCAAGGGAUGUUUAGUAACAUCGAUUGGCGUGAUCCUAUUUAGCAAUAUUGGUCUUAAUAUGUUGGCUCAUAAAUUUGGGUCUGCCAAGGGAAUACAUAUUGGAUGCUGUAUAGCAAGACUCGUAUUAACAGGACCAAUGGUCUUACUGCUUAAAAGAAGGCGUAUUGUGCAUGAUUAA